AGCCGUUUGUGGCUCAGGCGGUCGGUAUCCGCCUCCGCGCCCGACAACAAUUCGGCACGCGCUUGCAUAUGGAAAGCAGGUAACGGUAUACUCCCAGUCCCCAGCAGUGCUAAUGGUGUCUUGCCAGGUCGCCUUGGCUGUUUCGGUCUCCGGUGGACUUUAUUUUGAUGGGCAUUAAUGUCCGUGGCGCGAGCCACGCGCCGGAUCGCUGUGCUGCCAGUGGUGCUCCGCAGGCUCGGGGCGAGCCCCUGCGACCGGCCCUGCCGAGAGAGGCCUUGCAGAGCCUGGCCUUUGACGUUCAGGCGCUGCAGCUCGGCUUCCACGCGACGGAGGGCUUCGUCUGGGCAGAGGGCACGGAGCCCCGCCACCUCUGGGCAGAGGGCUCGGGCCGCACGCCCAUGCCGACGAGCGCUCCCCGGACGAGGGCCCCGACGGACGCGCCCACGCCUGAGCCGACGAGCCAACCCCGGACACGGAUGCCGACAUCAGCGCCGACGCCCGCACCUCCGCCUCCUCCCCCAAGGACUCCAGCUCCCACGGACGCACCGACGCCCAUGCCCACCGCCACCCCCCGCACGCGCAUGCCGACGCCGGGGCCGACGCCAGCUCCGACGGCAUCUCCAACGCCGACGCCUACGGCAGCACCAACGUCCGACGAGCCAACCGCCCGCCCGACCCCAGCCCCGACGGCAGCACCCACACCGCUGCCCACGACGCCGCGGCCGACGCCAGCUCAGACCGCCGCCAUCGACACCCCUGUGGCGUCUCCGUCGGCAUUCCCUUCGACGCCGUUCCCGCGGGGGGACCACGCGAGCUCGCAGAACGACCCGCACGUUUGCGCCCUGAGCGGCGAGUGCUUCGACAUCCGGGCACCUUCCGCGUACACGCUGCUCCGUGUGCCAGCCGACGCGGAGGCCCCGGACAUGCUCCGGUUGAGCGCCGACCUGGGCACCGACGGCGUGCGACCGUGCGGGCUGUUCAUCAAGGGCCUCGCGCUGAGCGGCUCCUGGCUCGGCGAGCAGGUCGUUCGCGUCCGCCCCUACACGCGCGAUGCCAGCGGCUCCAACUCGGCGGGUACCGCGGUGAGGACGAACUUCUCGCUGCAGGUGGGCGACUCGCCCUGGAGGUCCUUCACGCGCGAGGACUCCGGCAGGCAGCUCGCCGUCGCCGGCCGGGUCGCGAUGCGCUUCGCGUGGCGGGAGGAGUACGGCCAGCGCAUCGAGGCGCAGGCGCUGGAGUUCUCCGUGGGCGGCGAGGGCGGCCGGUCUGCGCUGCUCUCCGUCGCGCAGGCCUCGCACCAGGCCCUGAACCUCGACGUGUGGGGCCUGGGCCACCUGGGCCACGCCAGGAUCGCCGGCGCUCUCGGCACCGAGGGGCACCCGGCCUCGGUGGAGGAGCCCACCCACGAGUGCAGGUUGUCGCGCCGAUCCGCCGAUCCCGACGCCGCAGCGGGACAGAGGCGUCGGACCCCGGAGGAGCGCGCCUCCACGCUGAAGGUGUCCUGGCAGUGACGGUGCCAUCAGUGGCAGCCCCCCCCCCGACGUUUCCCCUCACAUCUGCGCGCCCUCGUCGGUGUUUGACCACGGGGCUUCGCGUCCGCGCCGUCGCUGAUGCAUACUGAUCGGAGGCGCCUCCAGCGAACCACCGUCUCCCCCUGCCCUUGUGUGGAUCUGCCCGUACGGCCACACGUGGUGCGUCGGGCCGAAGGCUUGGCAGGCUAUGGGACCUUGCGAGCGAACUUCGGAAACACAGGUUUUUCAAGUGCAGACACGGCGAAGCGGUCAUGAUCCGCAUGGUCAGUUUCGUUUGUCUCCUCCCCCCCUCCCCAGAUCCUGGACGGUUUUUGGGGGUAUGAUCCACUGCUGUUGAAGUCGCCUUUAGUGUCUUGCUUGCAGUGCUGUUGUGACUCUCUUGGCGAUUGCCUCGCUUGAUGCUGCGCGCACUGUGUAGGACAUGGUGACGAGGAAGUCGGCGCAUUCUUUCGGCGCGUUCCACCAGCUUGCGGCGGUCCCGUUUUGCAGCCGGACGGCAAUUUCAGAAGUUGUCGCCGCGCCAGCGCACCAGAGCGAGCGAAGAUUGAUUGCUUGUCUCCUUGAGCGCUCCCCAAUA
Prorocentrum cordatum is the source of this 2109-nucleotide messenger RNA. Lineage: Eukaryota; Dinophyceae; Prorocentrales; Prorocentraceae. The record is from the annotation of a GenBank genome assembly.